GAAUCAAAGCUAGCAAUGUUUGGAAGCUGGAAGGCUGGACGAAGAAAAGCAUUCUUUGGUGCCAUCUUUAGAGCUGUUGGAAAAAUCAAUAUAAUAGCGGAAGACUUGGGAGUGAUUACUGAGGGUGUUGUUCAGCUAAGAAAAGCUAUUGGGGCUCCUGGAAUGGCAGUUCUCCAGUUUGCUUCUGGAAGUGGCUCAGACACUCACUUGCCUCGUAAUCAUGAGCAAGAUCAAGUUGUAUACACCGGAACCCAUGAUAAUGACACGAUUCUUGGUUGGUGGGAAAAUUUGGAGGAGGAAGAGAAGUGUAAUGUCCAAACUUUCUUCAGGAUCGCCAAUGAAACCAUCUCAUGGGCAUUAAUUCAUGCUGCAAUCUCUUCGGUUGCCCCUACUGCUAUCAUACCCAUGCAAGACAUCCUUGGUCUGGGAAGCUCUGCUCGGAUGAACGUUCCAGCAACACAGGUGAAAGAAGCAUCUUACACUCGGUUGUGUGGAACGAAGAAGAUGAUGACGGUCAACGGGCAGUUUCCUGGACCUACUUUAUAUGCUAACAGAGGAGAUGAGUUGGUGAUCACGGUCUUCAAUUAUGCACAAGAGAAUGUAACCUUACACUGGCAUGGAGUAAGGCAACCAAGGAAUCCAUGGUCGGAUGGCCCCGAACACGUCACCCAAUGCCCGAUCCAGCCCGGAUCCUCCUUCAUCUACACCGUCACCUUCACCGACGAGGAAGGAACGCUUUGGUGGCACGCCCACAGUGACUACACUCGAGCCACCGUUCACGGGGCCAUCGUCAUCUAUCCCAGACGUGGGACCUCCUACCCCUUCCCAAGUCCCAGCGAAGAAGUCAUCUUAAUACUCGGAGAGUGGUGGAAGAGGGACGCGAAUGCAGUGCUUGAGACGGCUCGUGAAACCGGAGCAGACCCCUAUCCGUCGGAUGCGUUCAUCAUUAAUGGACAACCCGGUGAUUUCUACCCUUGCUCCAAACCAGAAGGCCCUUGUACUACUUUAAUUUUACAGCGGAGUACCAGCCGUUCGCGCUUUCGAAGUCGAGGUUGGCGACUGAGGUUAGGAUUUUGGAGUAUGGGACGACGGUGGAGAUGGUGUUCCAGGGCACGUCACUGGUGACGGCUGAGAACCAUCCCAUGCACCUCCAUGGCCAGAGCUUUUACGUGGUGGGGUGGGGAUUUGGGAAUUUUAACGAAGAGAAGGAUCCAUUAGGAUAUAACUUGGAGGACCCUCCGCUGAAGAAUACAUUUGGAGUUCCAACGAAUGGAUGGCUGGCCGUCAGGUUUACAGCUUAUAAUCCUGGGGUGUGGUUAUUGCAUUGCCAUUUGGAGCGCCAUCUCAUCUCGGGAAUGGACACUGUGUUCAUAGUAAAAGAUGGUGUAGCCCUAGGGGAAAAGCUGCUGCCUCCACCUCCUCAUAUGCCUCCAUGUUAAAUCCUAAUUGAAAGCACACUCGGAUCCAGAUUUGUUCUUGAGACAAAUUUGUUAUGGAUUCCUCAGUUUUAUCUAUGCGAUGCUACAUUGUGUCUUUAUCAAAAAAAAAUAAAAAUAAAAAACAGUACAUUGUGUGUAUUAUAUAUUGAAAAAAAGGAAUGUUUGUAUUCGAUGUUGACUGUGAAAGUUUUAAAAAAAUAAUAUUUGAAGAAUAAUUCCUAUUA
Molecule: messenger RNA, 1663 nt
Organism: Elaeis guineensis (African oil palm)
Lineage: Eukaryota; Viridiplantae; Streptophyta; Magnoliopsida; Arecales; Arecaceae
Source: RefSeq, a predicted model, not a curated record